AUGGAAAAAGAAACUGGCAUCUACAAGGCUGAGGCCUCAUCUGAGCACGACGUGCAAUUCGGCAAUAUCGACCCGGCUAGGGAGAAGAAGUUGCUUUUAAAGCUGGAUCUGUUUAUCUGCCCGCUUGUUAUGCUUAUUUUUCUCGUUGCAUAUCUCGAUCGGAGUAAUCUGGGGAAUGCGGCUGUUGCUGGGAUGCCUGAAGAUAUUGGACUGGUUGGAAAUCAGCUUGGAAAUGCCGUCUCCUUAUUUUACGCCACCUAUGUGUUUUUCGAGAUUCCAUGCUCGAUGCUGCUGAAAAAGUUGCGACCUAAUCGGUUCAUUGCUGCGCUUAUCAUUGGCUUCAGUGCAUCGAUCAUCUCGGCUGGGUUCAUCAAGAAUGUUGCCGGUCUUUAUAUCACGCGCUUGCUUCUGGGCGUUUUCGAGAGUGGACUCUUCCCCUGUCUAACCGUCCUUUUGACGACCUUCUACAAGCGCGAAGAGCAGGCACAAAGAAUAUCCUACCUAUUCGUGUCCGCCGCUCUGAGCGGCGGAUUCGGUGGCCUGCUAGCAUUCGGCCUCCUCCGCCUCGACGGUGCCGCCGGGCUCGAAGGCUGGCGAUGGCUCUUCAUAGUAGAAGGCCUAAUGAGCGCCGUAAUCGGAAUAGCAACAUUCUUCUUCCUCCCGAACAACUUCGAAACAGCCUACUUCCUCAAUGAAGAAGACAAAGAACUAAUGCGGAUACGGAUGCAAUCCGCCGCACAAUACGCUGCCCCCGAGUCCUUCCACAUCCGAGAAGUCUGGAAGACACUCCGCGAUCCGAAGAGCUGGUUGACCUCACUCAAUCAGAUUAGUGUCAAUAUCUGCUCGUUUGGGUUUAGCACGUUCUUGCCGACAAUUAUUUCAUCGUUUGGGUAUGACUCGGUGCGCACGCAGCUGCUUACUGUCCCUGUUUAUAUCUGGGCUUCAGUGUUUUAUCUUGUUAUUGCUCAAUUUUCGGAUCGGGUGCGUCUGCGCGCCGUUUUUAUGGUGCCGCUUUGUCUCGUUACGGCGACCGGGUAUGCGAUGAUGUUGGGCAUUGAUGUUCAUGCGAGGGGCCCGCUUUAUUUUGCGACUUUUGUUUGUGUUACUGGGAUUUAUUGUGUUGUUGGUCUUGGCGUCUCCUGGAAUGCGAACAGUCAUGCAGGAUAUUACAAGAGGACCAUGGCCGUUGGCUUGCAGCAGUCAAUUGGUAAUUCUGGCGGAUUGAUCGCGGGCCAAAUCUACAAGACACCAGUGAACGGACGAUACGUUACCGGACACGCAGUCUCCCUCGCAGCCAUCUCUGUCGCCUUUCUCGGAAACAUCAGCAUGUAUCUGCAUCUGCGACACCAAAACCACAAGCGAGCGAGACUGACCCCCGAGGAACGAGAGGAGAUUAUUCAGUCUGGGUCGUACGAGAAGAAGGGAGGAGAUUUUCACCCGGAUUUCAAGUAUAUUCUGUAA
Messenger RNA from Penicillium argentinense, 1461 nucleotides. RefSeq lists its product as uncharacterized. Gene Ontology annotation, cellular component: membrane. Gene Ontology annotation, biological process: transmembrane transport. Gene Ontology annotation, molecular function: transmembrane transporter activity. The transcript is spliced from 8 exons. Bases 1 to 1461 code for a protein of 486 amino acids. The record is from RefSeq and is a predicted model, not a curated record. Lineage: Eukaryota; Fungi; Ascomycota; Eurotiomycetes; Eurotiales; Aspergillaceae.